AUGCUCCUGCCGCUCCUGCGCACGCGCGCACCACAACUCCUCGCGCUGCGCCGCCUCGCGCCCGCCGCCGCGCCCGCCGCGGCGGUGCGCGCCUUCGUCGCGGCGCCGCGUCUGCUGCAGGCCGUCGCCGACGAGGCCGUGCCCGCCGCCGCCGUGGCGCCGGGCGCGGCCGUCGUGCACAAGAAGCCGCGCGCCGCACGCAAGCCAUCUGCUGCUGCCAGCGGCACCGCAGCCAAGAAGGCGCCGCGCGCCGGCACCAAGGCGGCCGCGGCGGCACAGCUGCGCAGCGACAGGGCCGCGGCCAGGGCGCAGAAGGCGCAGGACAAGGAGAAGGCCGCAAAGGAGAAGGCCAAGGAGAAGGCCGCAAAGGCCAAGGCGCGCGAGCAGCAGAAGAAGGAGGCCGCACGUGCAAAGCAGGAGCGGACAAAGGCCGCCGAGCAGCGCAAGGCGGCGCGCGCCCGGCCGUGGGAGCGCCGAGACGAGGCCGGCAAGCUGAUCCCGCUGCCGUCCGAGACGAAGCCCGUCAAGGUGCUGCCCUACGCGCUCUUCGUGGGGGAGCAGGCGAAGCUGCCCGAGAUUCUCGAGGAUCCGUCCGUGUACAUCACCAAGCCCGACGGCUCGAGAGCGCGCAGCCUGACUGCGAUCGCCAGGCACCUCUCGGCCAAGUGGAAGGCCUCUGAGCAGCUGCAGCAGUCUUACAAGGAGAGAGCUCAAGCGGCGCUUCCCGAGUACGAGCGCAAGCUUGAGGCGUGGCAGCGCAGCCUCACGCCCGACGAUGUGGCGCGGCAGCACCUGUACGCGCUGGCGCAGCGGCGUGCCGGCAAGACGAAGCGCCAGACGCAGACCGUGCGCGGCUCGGCCCAGCCAAAGAAGCCGUACACGGCCUUCUUCCUCUUCCUGCGCCAGCACCGCGCGCAAGCGGGCGAGAUGAAGGUGGUGGAUUCGGCGCGGCAGGCGGGCGAGCAAUGGCGUGCGAUGAGCGAGGCCGACAAGGCGCCCUUCGCCAAGGAGGCCGAGGAGCUGCGCGAGCAGUACGUGCGGGACAUGGCGGCGUACAAGCGGAACGCAGAGGCACAGUCCUGAGCGCCGGCGCGUGGCGCCGAGCCAGCCUCUCUUCCUCUUGCCUGUCUGCUUCGCAAGCACCACCACCACCACCUAUCCACUCAGCAUCUGAUAUCUCGCCUGGCUUCUCCGCGCUGCGCCGCGCUGCGCCGCACUCGCGCCACGCCCUACUCUCCUUUCCCGCACACCUCGUGCCAGGCUGCGUGCUGCUCGCGAGCCUCGCUGUCACGCUCUCGCCUCUCUCGCCGCGUGACUCAAUGCCCAUUGCCCACUGCUCAUGGAUCCC
Tilletiopsis washingtonensis is the source of this 1348-nucleotide messenger RNA. RefSeq lists its product as hypothetical. The record is from RefSeq and is a predicted model, not a curated record. The coding region runs from base 1 to 1083 and encodes 360 amino acids. Lineage: Eukaryota; Fungi; Basidiomycota; Exobasidiomycetes; Entylomatales. The transcript has 4 exons.